This is a messenger RNA of Pterocles gutturalis (yellow-throated sandgrouse), 2747 nucleotides long. RefSeq names its product valosin containing protein (gene VCP). Gene Ontology annotation, biological process: mitotic spindle disassembly; retrograde protein transport, ER to cytosol; autophagosome maturation. Gene Ontology annotation, molecular function: polyubiquitin modification-dependent protein binding; ATP hydrolysis activity; ATP binding. The record is from RefSeq and is a predicted model, not a curated record. NCBI's taxonomy places the organism in Eukaryota, Metazoa, Chordata, Aves, Pterocliformes, Pteroclidae. The annotation marks the transcript as partial. The transcript has 16 exons. Gene Ontology annotation, cellular component: VCP-NPL4-UFD1 AAA ATPase complex; nucleus; cytosol.
UUCCAAAGCAGAUGACUUAUCGACUGCUAUUCUGAAGCAGAAGAACAGGCCCAAUCGGUUAAUUGUUGAUGAAGCCAUCAAUGAAGACAACAGUGUUGUGUCACUGUCCCAGGCAAAAAUGGACGAAUUGCAACUGUUUAGAGGAGACACUGUUCUGCUAAAAGGAAAGAAGAGGAGAGAAGCAGUCUGCAUUGUUCUGUCAGAUGAUACCUGCUCAGAUGAGAAGAUUCGCAUGAAUAGGGUUGUUCGCAACAACCUGAGGGUGCGCUUGGGUGACGUGAUCAGCAUCCAGCCUUGCCCAGAUGUGAAAUAUGGCAAACGUAUCCAUGUGCUGCCGAUUGAUGACACUGUAGAAGGGAUCACGGGGAAUCUGUUUGAGGUCUAUCUCAAGCCAUACUUCCUUGAAGCAUACCGACCCAUCAGGAAAGGUGACAUCUUCUUGGUGCGUGGAGGGAUGCGUGCAGUGGAGUUCAAAGUGGUGGAGACAGAUCCAAGCCCGUACUGCAUAGUGGCUCCAGACACGGUGAUCCAUUGUGAAGGAGAACCCAUCAAACGAGAGGAUGAAGAGGAGUCUCUGAAUGAAGUGGGCUAUGAUGACAUUGGUGGCUGCCGGAAGCAGCUGGCUCAGAUCAAAGAGAUGGUGGAACUUCCCCUCCGACACCCAGCACUCUUCAAGGCCAUAGGGGUGAAGCCUCCACGUGGGAUCCUGCUGUAUGGUCCUCCUGGCACUGGGAAAACACUGAUUGCCCGAGCGGUGGCCAACGAAACGGGUGCUUUUUUCUUCCUGAUCAAUGGUCCUGAGAUCAUGAGCAAGUUGGCUGGUGAGUCUGAGAGUAACCUGAGGAAAGCCUUUGAAGAAGCAGAGAAGAACGCUCCUGCCAUCAUCUUCAUUGAUGAACUGGAUGCUAUUGCUCCCAAGAGAGAGAAGACACAUGGAGAGGUGGAACGUCGCAUAGUGUCUCAGCUGUUGACUCUUAUGGAUGGACUGAAACAGAGAGCACACGUGAUCGUUAUGGCAGCUACCAACAGACCCAACAGCAUUGACCCAGCACUCAGGCGAUUCGGUCGUUUUGACAGAGAGGUAGAUAUCGGUAUACCAGAUGCCACUGGGCGCCUGGAGAUCCUGCAGAUCCACACAAAAAAUAUGAAACUGGCUGAUGAUGUGGAUCUGGAGCAGGUGGCAAACGAGACCCAUGGCCAUGUUGGUGCUGACUUGGCUGCUCUUUGCUCAGAAGCUGCUCUUCAGGCUAUCAGAAAGAAGAUGGAUCUCAUAGACCUAGAAGAUGAAACCAUUGAUGCUGAAGUGAUGAACUCGCUGGCUGUGACCAUGGAUGACUUCAGGUGGGCUCUGAGCCAGAGCAACCCUUCUGCUCUCCGGGAGACUGUGGUGGAGGUGCCACAAGUUACCUGGGAAGAUAUUGGUGGUCUAGAAGAUGUAAAGAGAGAACUCCAGGAGCUUGUACAGUAUCCUGUGGAACACCCAGACAAGUUCCUCAAAUUUGGUAUGACCCCAUCGAAAGGGGUUCUCUUCUAUGGGCCACCUGGUUGUGGUAAGACACUGUUGGCCAAAGCCAUUGCCAAUGAAUGCCAGGCAAACUUCAUUUCCAUCAAGGGGCCGGAAUUGCUCACUAUGUGGUUUGGUGAGUCUGAAGCCAACGUGCGUGAGAUCUUUGACAAGGCCCGCCAAGCAGCCCCUUGUGUGCUCUUCUUUGAUGAGCUGGACUCCAUCGCAAAGGCUCGAGGUGGGAAUAUCGGUGAUGGUGGUGGUGCUGCAGACCGUGUCAUCAACCAGAUCCUGACAGAGAUGGAUGGCAUGUCCACCAAGAAGAACGUUUUCAUCAUCGGUGCCACCAACAGGCCAGACAUCAUUGACCCAGCCAUCUUGCGCCCCGGCCGGCUGGAUCAGCUCAUCUACAUCCCUCUGCCUGAUGAGAAGUCCCGGGUUGCUAUCCUUAAGGCCAACCUGAGGAAAUCACCAGUUGCCAAGGAUGUCGACCUGGAUUUCCUAGCUAAGAUGACCAAUGGCUUUUCGGGUGCUGACCUGACAGAAAUUUGCCAGCGUGCCUGCAAACUGGCCAUCCGCGAGUCCAUUGAGAGUGAGAUCAGGCGAGAACGUGAGAGGCAGACCAACCCUUCUGCCAUGGAAGUGGAGGAGGAUGACCCAGUUCCCGAGAUACGCAGGGAUCACUUUGAGGAGGCCAUGCGCUUUGCUCGCCGCUCUGUCAGUGACAAUGACAUCAGGAAAUACGAGAUGUUUGCACAGACUCUACAGCAGAGCCGUGGCUUUGGCAGCUUCAGGUUCCCCUCGGGUAACCAGGGUGGCGCCGGUCCGAGCCAAGGCACAGGAGGCGGCAGCGGGGGCAACGUGUACAGUGAAGACAAUGACGAUGAUCUCUACGGUUAACUUGCUGUCCUUGGUGGACCAAACUCCCAAAUCAGGCCACGUUGUACAGGGAAAAAUCCAAUGUUCAGUGGACUCUUGGCUUCUUCAUUCCUCAGUCAGAACAGUGUAGCUGCACAUCAGACUUUGUACAGGGAAUGUUUUCUGCAAACACAAAUCAAGACUGUUGUUCAGGGGAGAGGCAGACAGUGAAUUAACAAGAGGGGAACCAACUUAAUUUCUGAGAAAUUUUCUGUUCUAGUUUAUGUGGCAGAAGCAGCAGAUUUAGCAAAGGGUACAACGCUAGCCUGUGUAAAAAAACCACAAAAAAUAAUUAAAAAAAAAAAAAAAAUCUCACAAAACUGUA